AUGGCUUCACAAUCCAAAACCGCCUUACCUAUCGUUUUCGGCGCCAUGACCUUUGGUGAUGCCGGGAUUGAAGGUGUUCGUGUGUCUAACCUCAAAGACGCUGGGGCUAUAUUGGAUACUUUCCAAGCCCACGGUCACAGGGAAAUUGACACGGCACGUCUUUAUGGUGCCGGAUCGUCCGAGAAAUUCCUCGGAGAGCUUGACUGGCAAGGCCGUGGGCUGGUCAUGGCUACCAAGGUCUUGCAGACGUCUGGACGGGAUUUGGGCAACAUGGCUAACAAACCUGAGCUCAUCUAUACACUGCAAGGAAAAGACAUUCGCCGUGCUCUCAUGGGCAGCCUUGCCGCACUCGGCGCUACAAAGAUCGAUCUGUGGUAUCUCCACGGUCCGGACCGCAUCACCAACACGCCUCUAGAAGAGACCUUGCGGGAGGUCAAUACUUUACAUAAGGAAGGUUACUUCUCUCGUUUCGGCAUCAGUAACUUCACCUCCUGGGAAGUGGCAAAGAUAUGCGAGAUAUGCAAUGCCAAUGGCUGGGUCCGGCCGGUCGUCUUCCAAGGCCUCUACAACGCCGUCUUCCGCGGGGUUGAGCAAGAACUCUUGCCAUGCCUCCGCCAUUACGGCAUCGCCUUCUACUCGUACCAGCCGCUGGCUGGUGGAUUCCUCACAACGCGAUACAGACGGGGUAUGGCUGAUGAUGAAGAGGAGGCUGGCUCCCGAUUCGACCCUAAGCGGUGGCAAGGAGGAUUGCAUCGUGCCUUGUACUGGCAUAAAGACUACUUCGAUGCGUUGGAGGAUAUCAUUCGGCCCGCGAUUGCAAAACAUGGCUUGACGGAGGCUGAAUGCGCCUUGCGAUGGGUUUCCCACCAUAGUCCCUUGAGCAGAGACCAGGGUGAUACCAUUCUCAUUGGUGCCAGCAGCGUAAAGCAGCUCGAGCAUAAUCUGAUAGACUUGGAAAAAGGGCCCCUCCCAGGCGAUGUGGUAAAGGCGCUGGAUGCUGCCUGGACUAAGGUCAAGGGUGUAGCAAUCCCAUAUCAUCAUUAG
Messenger RNA from Phaeoacremonium minimum UCRPA7, 1044 nucleotides. RefSeq names its product putative aldo keto reductase protein. The record is from RefSeq and is a predicted model, not a curated record. NCBI's taxonomy places the organism in Eukaryota, Fungi, Ascomycota, Sordariomycetes, Togniniales, Togniniaceae. The transcript has a single exon. Bases 1 to 1044 code for a protein of 347 amino acids.